Messenger RNA from Helicoverpa zea (corn earworm), 2147 nucleotides. It is a transcript of the gene Coq9, whose product is annotated as ubiquinone biosynthesis protein COQ9, mitochondrial-like. The record is from RefSeq and is a predicted model, not a curated record. NCBI's taxonomy places the organism in Eukaryota, Metazoa, Arthropoda, Insecta, Lepidoptera, Noctuidae. The transcript has 2 exons. Bases 330 to 2087 code for a protein of 585 amino acids. Gene Ontology annotation, biological process: ubiquinone biosynthetic process. Gene Ontology annotation, molecular function: ubiquitin-protein transferase inhibitor activity; lipid binding. Gene Ontology annotation, cellular component: mitochondrial inner membrane; cytoplasm.
CAUUAUAAUGUCAUGUCAUGUCGUGCAAUUGUCAAUGUCAUAUGAGUCUGCGACCUGUGCUGUCUGCGCACAAUGAUCAUUUUCUAAAUAUCUGCUCAAGCCAAAAUCGACAAAUCUGACUGUUCGUUCGACGUUUGAUCUUUGGUGUUUUCUAAAACAAAAAUCACACCAAACGAAGAAGUAACUAUCCAGAGGGAGCCUCUUCUAUUAAAAUAUUUAUUACAACAACCAUUCAAACAUUUUGAUACAGAAUGAGCACAUUACAGAAGAUUUUUCGUUAAUUUGUUGGAAAUAAAGUACAUUUCGUAAAGAUUUUAUAAAGUCUCAACAUGAAUCAAAGCAUAGAUGUGGUUGAUUUAAUUUCUACUUUAUUGGAUAACGAGAAGUAUAAGGAAGCACUUAAUGUUCCAAAUGAAGAGAGAUUAGCAGACAGCUUUAAGGAUAAUUGCUGGGAUUUAAUACCUAUUAUCCUUGGUAAAAUUCAAGAUGAUACCAUUACUAUAAAGCCAUCAUUAUAUGGUGCCUGUGAACAGUUGCUAACAAUUGUAAUUGAUAAAUCUGCUCCUGAAGAAGCUUUAUUAGAAUUUAUUGAGCAGAUUGAACUUGCUAAAAAUGAUGCACAGUUUGGUCUCAUUCUGCCACCUCUUCAAGAUCUUUUGAAGAAGUUAUCUUUAAAGAGAGGCAGAUCUUUGGAAUGGUGUUUGAACUCUAUUAGUUCUUACAUUGAAAAUAUUCCUGUACCUGACCAUAACUUGGAAGGCAAGGAAAGAUUAUUAAUGGAUUCUGACCCUAACAUCAGAAGAAUCAUAAGAGUAUACUCUCUGUUGCCAUCAUUUUAUAGGUAUUUUAUUGAAGAAAUAUCAGCAGCAGAUUCUAAAAUCAACACAAAAGAAAUAAUUACAGCAUUUUUAAUAAGCCUUCUUGGAAAGCCAUUAAUUUACAUCGAUUUGGAUCCUGAAAAAAAUGCAAAUAGUGAGGCAAGAUUAAUCUGCUCACACAUUGUCCAAGACAUUUGUGCUAUGGAGAAGAAUGUUCUAAAAUUCUUAGUUUACUUAGAGAUUUGCCACAGAGAAAACAACAAAAAGAAAAAUACAAAAGAUGAUGUUGAUCAGGAAAAAUCACCAUAUGAACACAGAGAAAAGAUCAAUAUGACUACUCUAUCAGGAUUGUUUUAUGCUGUUUUAUCAGGUCAUUUUGAAGUACCUGAAACUGCAUUACCACAAGUUUACAGUUUAGAAUAUAUUUUGCAUACUGCAAUGCUUUCUGUAGUCCACUUGUUAAAUUUUGCUGAAUACAGUGUUAUAGCCAAAGCAUUAGCUCUAAGUGAAGUAAUCUUAAACCGCUUUCCAAACCAACUUUCACAAGAGUUUCUAUCAUCGUCAGUGCAUUUUGAUAUGUGUAAGGGAUUAACAAAUGUAGCAAUAUACUCCAGUUUUGAACCUUUACGUAAACAUGCAGUAGCAUUGAUUGGACGCCAUGUAAAUAAAUUUGAUUAUAAGGGAAGGUGUGCACUUGUGAAGUAUUUGCUUGAGAUAUCUAAUCAUUCAGGCAUGAUUGGUUAUGCAAUAACAUUGUACAAAAGCUCUAUAAAUGAAGCAUUUCAGGAUCCCAGAUUGGAUGACUGCUUCACUGGUCCUUUACUUUCAAAUAUGAUUAAGAAAAUAUGCUUCCUUCCACAUGGUGCUGAGUCAGACCUGGUUGAGCUAGCUGAUCAAAUUAUAACGUCAUUAAAUUUCCUGAGAUAUUUAACCAUAAAAGAUACAUCUAACUUGACUGGUAUUCGAGAAUGUUUUUCAUUUAUAGAGUCUAAUUAUUUGGAACAACUCCGUGUAGGAUUGAACAUGUCAAAAGCUCAUUAUGAAGUUAAACUUAAAGAUAUUGAAGAAGGGAAAAGCAUACCAGAAGAAAAGCUUAAUAUUUCACUUAAUGUAGGAGGAAAUGUGUUAGAUAAUAUACCUAAGGAAAACAUGAAGGAAAUCAUAUAUUCUGCUUUGAAUGCUUUUCAUCUGAUUGAAGGCCUCAUUGCACGUCUUUCUGAGUGUAUAAAUAUAAGUAAAGUGCAAGCAUUAAAAAUGAAUUGUGACUAAUAUGAAAGUACUACUCCACUAAUCUCUUUUUUAUAAAUAAAUCAUUAUUUUAGGCUUUUA